AUUAUUUAAAUCAAUAUGCUAAACGACACUAACAAAAAAUUAAUCAAACUUAUCAAAUCAUCAGCCUUUCAAAUAAACAAAAGAAUGUCAUGGCACCAUUUUCUCCAACUCCAACUACUUCCUCUGUCUUUUUCUUUAAUUAUCAUCUUCUUUUGCAUUAGUUAAUGACAAAGGCAUCUUUUCCUCGCAACACACCAUGAUGAAACAUUGCUGAAGUCUUUGUCUUUGCCUCCCUGAAACCUCUCUGUGUUGAUUUUUCUUUUCCAUAUUUCAAUUGGUGCCAUUGAAUUACCAUCUUUCUAAUCAUUCUAGUUCCGCGAUCCGGUGCUGAGAAAAGAUUCCUUGGAACCACUUUCCAAUGGCAUUGAGCAGCCAAAGGGCCUUCACUUCUGCUACUGCAGUUUGUCCAUGGAAAUACCAAGUGUUUUUGAGUUUCAGGGGUGAAGACACUCGCAGGGGUUUUACUGACUAUCUAUAUAGACAGUUGGACUGGCGAGGAAUUAGAACUUUCAGGGAUGAUCCAGAUCUUGAAAGAGGGACAGAUAUCAAUCCGGAGCUCCUCACUGCGAUUGAACAAUCAAGGUUUGCAAUCAUAGUUCUUUCAACAAACUAUGCUACUUCAAGUUGGUGUUUGCGUGAACUAACCCAUAUUGUUCAGUCCAUGAAAGAGAAGGAGAGAAUUUUCCCAAUCUUUUAUGAUGUGGAUCCCUCUGAUGUACGACAUCAACGGGGGAGUUAUGGGGCAGCUCUCGUUAUCCAUGAAAGGAAUUGUGGGGAGGAGAGAGAGGAGGUGCUUGAGUGGAGAAAUGCUUUGAAAAAAGUUGCUAAUCUCGCUGGGUGGAAUUCAAAGGAUUAUAGGUAUGAUACAGAGCUUAUCACAAAAAUUGUUGAUGCAGUGUGGGAUAAAGUGCAUCCCACAUUUUCAUUGUUAGAUUCCACAGAGAUAUUAGUCGGACUUGAUACUAAACUAAAGGAAAUAGAUAUGCAUUUAGAUACAAGCGCAAAUGAUGUGCGCUUUGUGGGGAUAUGGGGGAUGGGCGGAAUGGGUAAGACAACCCUAGCUAGAUUAGUUUAUGAGAGAAUUUCUCAUAGUUUUGAAGGUAGCAGCUUUCUUGCGAAUGUCAGAGAGGUUUGUGCAAGUGCAAGUGCAACACAUGGUCUAGUUCCUUUACAGAAACAGCUUCUUUCCGAUAUUUUGAGGAAAGAAAAUAUACAAGUUUAUAAUGCUCAUAUUGGAUUUACUAUGAUAAAGAGGUGUCUGUAUAAUAAAAAGGUUCUUCUCAUUCUUGAUGAUGUAGAUCAAUCAAACCAACUGGAAAUGUUGAUCAGAGAAAAAGACUGCUUUGGUUUAGGAAGUAGAAUCAUCAUUACAACUAGAGAUGAACGCUUGUUAGUCGAACAUGGGAUUGAGAAGAUAUACGAGGUCAUGCCAUUAACCCAAGAUGAAGCUGUUUAUCUCUUUAGUAUGAAGGCCUUUAGAAAAGAUGACCUUGAAGAAGAUUAUCUGGAACUGUCUAAAAAUUUCAUAAACUAUGCACGAGGUCUUCCAUUAGCUCUUAAAACUUUGGGGUCUUUUUUGUACAAAAGAAGUCGAGAUGAAUGGAUGAGUGCACUAGAUAAACUGAAGCAAGCUCCUGACAGAGAAAUUUUUCAAAUUUUGAAAAUAAGCUAUGAUGGACUAGAGGAAAUGCAGAAGCAAAUUUUUCUUGAUGUUGCAUGUUUCCAUAAGUCUUAUCUCAAGGAAGAAGUGAUUGAAAUACUAGACAAUUGUGGUUUUGUUGGCACUCGUAUUGUGAUACAUGUUCUUAUUGAGAAAUCUCUCUUGUCUAUUUCAGUUUUAGACAAUUGUGUGUAUAUGCAUGAUUUGAUACAAGAAAUGGCAUGGGAGAUUGUUCGUCAAGAGUCUUUUGAUAAGCCAGGUGGUCGCAGUCGCUUGUGGCUUCACAAUGACAUCGAUCAUGUACUCACGAACAAUACGGGAACGGAAGCCAUUGAAGGCAUAGUCCUACGCUUGCAUGAAUUUGAAGCGGCACACUGGAAUCCUGAAGCAUUCACUAAGAUGUGUAAACUAAGGUUGCUCAAGAUUAAUAAUUUGCGCCUUUCUUUGGGCCCAAAGUAUCUUCCCAAUUCCUUAAGGAUUCUGGAGUGGAGUUGGUAUCCCUCCAAAUAUCUGCCACCAAGUUUUCAACCUGUUGAGCUUGCUGAACUUCGUAUGCAGCAUAGCAAAAUUGAUCACCUUUGGAAUGGAAUAAAGUACAUGGUGAAGUUGAAAUGUAUUGAUCUUAGUUACUCCGAGAACUUGACAAGGACCCCAGAUUUCACAGGUACUCAGAAUCUUGAGAGGCUGAUUUUUGAAGGUUGUACUAAUCUUGUUAAGAUUCAUCCAUCCAUUGCCUCUCUAAAAAGACUAAGAGUUUUGAAUUUUAAAAACUGUAAAAGCAUUAAGAAUCUUCCAAGUGAAGUAGAACUGGAAUCUCUUGAAACAUUUGAUCUUUCUGGGUGCUCAAAAUUGAAAAAGAUUCCAGAAUUUGUGGGAGAAAUGAAGAAUUUUUCAAAGCUUUCUUUAAGCUUCACUGCUGUUGAGCAAAUGCCUUCAUCAAAUAUACAUUCCAUGGCGAGUUUGAAGGAGCUUGAUAUGAGUGGAAUUUCUAUGAGAGAUCCCUCAUCUUCCCUGGUUCCAAUGAAAAAUAUCGAACUGCCUAGAUCAUGGCAUUCUUUCUUCAGUUUUGGCUUACUUCCAAGAAAGAAUCCCCACCCUGUGAGUCUGGUGUUAGCUUCCUUAAAAGAUUUACGCUUUUUGAAGCGUCUAAAUCUGAAGGAUUGCAAUCUUUGUGAAGGAGCAAUACCUGAAGAUAUUGGUUUAUUGUCCUCUUUAAAAGAAUUAAAUCUUGAUGGAAACCAUUUUGUUAGCCUUCCUGCAAGCAUCAGUGGGCUUUCUAAACUUGAGACGUUCACAUUGAUGAAUUGCAAAAGGCUUCAAAAAUUGCCAAGCCUUCCAUCAACCGGACGAAAUUUUUUUUCUUUAAAGACGGGUAAUUGUACUUCCUUAAAAGUAUUCCCAGAUCCAACACCGACGUGCGGUGGAAGUACCAUUUUGAUUGAUUUUUUCAACUGCUUCAGUUUGGUUGAUCAUCAAGGUUCCAGUUCCAUAAUAUAUUUAAUGCUGAAGAAAUUCCUUCAGGUACUUCCCUCUGUCCCUCCUUCCCUCCUUAGUUGUGUACGUAGUACUAUUUAUAUCCUUCCUUUGGUGCAGGAAAUUCCUCGUUCAUGGAAAAACUUCAGAAUUGUAAUUCCUGGAAGUGAAAUUCCUGAGUGGUUCAGUAAUCAAAGUGUGGGAGACUCAGUAAUUGAGACGCUACCUUCGGAUUCUAAUAGCAAGUGGGUGGGGUUUGCUUUUUGUGCUCUAUUUGUACCUGUUGAAGAAAUUUCAGCUACGGGACAUGGACGCAUCCUUUUCAAGAUGACUGAGUACGGGAGUUUUUUUAUUGAUGUAGUCAAUGAUGUAGCGUCCGAUCACCUUUGGUUGAUCCUCCUGUCUAGGGAAAGUUCCUUUGAUAAGGAACCAACCGGGAGACCUGAGACCUAUUGGUGGAAUGAAUGCUAUGAUCGUAAGAUUCGGUUUCAUUUCAAAGUCAAAGCAUCUGCAUCUUAUCCAGGAGAGAAGACGUUGGUGAAGGUGAAGAAGUGUGGAGUCCGCAUACUGUACGAACAAGAUGCUGAAGAGCUCAACCGAACAAUGAAACAAUAUUCCAACAGAAAGAAUUCUUUUUAUGAGGACGUUACAGAUUGUGAUUUUGACAAAUCAGACAAGGUACAAGGUGCCAUCACUAAGCGAACACGUGAGCAGUACUGUAUUGAGACAGGACCAAGCGGUAUUGUUACCCUUGGCAAAGAAUCACUCUGCAAAAGAAUGAAACUGUCCACUGCCUCAAAGGAAGAGUUGAAAGAUUCAAAUUUAGUUGGGAGCAGAGAGUUCCAUCAUCCGGAAGCCUAAUCGCGCAUUUUACCGACUGAAACAUUUAAACAUGGUUGGGGGACAUCUAUUUAUGCUUAAAUGGUUUGUUUCUUAGUUUAAAUUCCACAUGUGCUGUAUAAAUUUAGUAGGUUAAUUAGCGAAGCUCUAUUUGAGAGAUUCACAUUAACUAGGGCGUGGACAAGUCAAUCAACUCCAAAAUGACCUGUGCUGUAAUUCCACUACUACAUAUUUCCUUAUGCUAAAAGCUUUAUUUUAUUAUUA
Molecule: messenger RNA, 4237 nt
Organism: Prunus persica (peach)
Lineage: Eukaryota; Viridiplantae; Streptophyta; Magnoliopsida; Rosales; Rosaceae
Product: TMV resistance protein N
Exons: 5
Coding region: 359-3994 (1211 amino acids)
Biological process (GO): defense response; signal transduction
Molecular function (GO): ADP binding
Source: RefSeq, a predicted model, not a curated record